Molecule: messenger RNA, 714 nt
Organism: Anopheles darlingi
Lineage: Eukaryota; Metazoa; Arthropoda; Insecta; Diptera; Culicidae
Exons: 2
Coding region: 1-714 (237 amino acids)
Source: RefSeq, a predicted model, not a curated record
AUGUGUGUCGUGGAAAGAAUUUAUACAUCUUUCGAUGGGAAAGAAUAUCAAAAGGACGAUGCCUUGCUGCUGGUAGACGAUGGUCACUUCAGCUGGGAGUUUGGUAGUAGGGGCAAGGUUCCCAAGACGGCAGUAAAGUUUGCCACCACGAAUCGAGGCGAUGUGCUGUACGUGGGUCGUGCUAUACACGAGUGUACCGAGACUCCGGGAGCAAUCUACCCUGAUCAUAGAGUACUUCGUAUUCCUUUUGGUGGUCGCGAGGUCGAGUUUAGUGCCUAUCAGGAUAUAAAUGGAUACAUUGGAAAAAAAAACCAGCCGUUCCCGAAAAAUAUCCUGAGAGUUGGUACCGACCUUGGUGACAAACCUAUCUAUUUGGGCCGCGUUUAUCAUGAGGGUCACAAACUUCCGGCUAAGGUGAUUCCUGUCGUGCAAUGGAUUCUUACAUCUCUCGAUGGUAAAGAAUUUCACAAGGACGAUGCCUUUCUGCUGGUAGAUGAUGGUUGCUUCGGUUGGGAGUUUAACAAAGGGGGAAAUGUUCCUGAAACGUCAAUUCGAAUUGCCAGCACCAACCAGGGCGAUGUCCUGUAUGUGGGUCGUGUUAUUCACCAGGGUUCCGAAACUCCGGGUGUAGAGGUCCGGGAUAGAGUACUGCGCAUUCCCUUUGCCUGUCGCCAGGUAGAGUAUAGUGCCUAUCAAGUGCUGUGUCUUAACUAA